This is a messenger RNA of Pseudovirgaria hyperparasitica, 2509 nucleotides long. RefSeq lists its product as uncharacterized. Lineage: Eukaryota; Fungi; Ascomycota; Dothideomycetes; Acrospermales; Acrospermaceae. The transcript has 2 exons. The coding region runs from base 1 to 2025 and encodes 674 amino acids. The record is from RefSeq and is a predicted model, not a curated record.
AUGUUUCCAACAGCAUGGCAAGUAGGUCGUUAUUUGAAUGCAUACGCUGAAAGAAAAUUACCAGAUGGGUCGAUCAAAUACGGCUGCGAGGUUAUCAAUGCUUCAGAAGUUCAAGGCGAAGAUGGCACGAAAAGGUGGAAGGUAUCUUGGAGUCCGAUGGACAGCACUACACCAGCGAUCAACGAACGAAAUUUUGACCAUGUAAUCGUCGCUUCUGGCUUUUUCCAGAAGCCAGCAGACAUAGCUCUAUCAAGGGAUGCGUCCGAGGAUUCCAGAGUAUCCGUCAAGCAUAGCUCCCAGCUGCGCGAGAUCAAGGACAUCAUACCUCCAGAUCAUACUACAGGCGGCACCAUUGUUGUCCUUGGAGGUAGCAACAGUGGUGUCGAGGCCUCUGCCUUUCUUGCGGCCCAGAUUUCAAAUGCGAGUUUUGCACCGGACUCACCGAGAUCGUACGACGGGUACAAACUGGUCAAUAUCCAUAGCAAGCCAUUCCACGCGAUACCUCGUUACUUUCCGUUGAAGCCGGUCGAUGAAGACACCAAAGAGGUUAACAACAGGCCAGCAUUUCUCCCUCUUGAUCUUGCAAUGUUCGACCUCAGAAGCAGACCCACAGGACCGGUCAUGUAUUCCACAGGGCUCGUGUCAUCGACCAAGGCUGCUGAGGUAAAGCAGUAUUUUCGAAGCAUACUCGGAGGAGAUCAGAGUGAUCUUGGGUCUGUGGGGCUCGUCGAUAGGGAUGAGAAGUCGGCUCCGUUUGCGGCGAUUACUGAUCUGUAUCCUGAAUUCGUUCGAUCAGGCAGUAUCGUACCGGUGCUGGGCAGAGCAACUAAGUUUGUCAUAAAUCGAGGCGGAAACGAUUGCACGGUGACCAUACAGAUGCAAACCAAGGAUGGAGAGCCAGCGUCAGACUCCAGCCCAUCGACUAGCAUAUCUGAUGUCGUGGCCAUUGUGCAUGGGACUGGCUUCAUGCCGCAAAUCACACUGUCAUGGCUGUCCCAAGACGUGCUUGAAAGGCUCGAGUUUGAACCGGCAUCCACAAGGAUGCCUGUCCUGCUUGCGAAUGCUAGUAUCCUGCAUCCACAGUGUCCUACGCUUGGAUUUGUUGGUUCGUAUGAAGGGCCUUACUGGGGAGUGAUGGAGAUGCAAGCAAGAAUUCUCGCAGACAAGUGGUCUGAAUCUCAAAUUCAGCAGUCCGAAAGCGACACCGCCAGGGAGUUGGCAGAGUUGCGUUCGUUUCGGCAAUCGAUGCUGACGCGCAAUCUGGCUGCACCACAAUACUGGAUGGGUGAUUAUGUUGGCCUGAUGGAGUCUCUGUCUAAGCAGAUUGGGAUCACUCGCGACGGCGAGCAAGAAGGACCAGUCAUCCCUGCACGAUAUACGUCGAACGCUGUCGAAAAGACUGCCGCACAAUCGACGCUUUCGUACCUUCAGUCCACAUUAACCGCUUCGAAAGAGUCUGCACGCUUCGUUGCCGCUGCAGUUUUCCGAUCAUUGCAGGGAUCAUGGGAGCAAAAGAGAUCUCUGAACAGCAAAUUGGAUGAGUUCCCCAUAAACCGCUAUGAAGGGACUGGAACCUUCCAUCCACGCGCACCAACAGACGUUGGGUAUGAUGGCGAAUACCUCUACAUCGAGCAAGGGACUGCGUAUACUAAAACCGGACAGUCGUUUCAGACAUCUCAUCGUUACGUCUACCGCUACUCCGCCCGGACAGACACGAUCACUGUGUGGUUCGUCAAGAGAGAGACGGAUUCACAGCCAGACUUGAAGGUCGACUAUCUCUUCAACGAGAUGAAGUUCGAGCCACAUCCCCGACCUGGCGAGAAGCAUCAAGGCUGGAUCGCAACAUCCGACCAUCUCUGCAUCAAGGACAUGUAUAACUCACGCUGCGAAUUCAGGUUCCGGGGUGCGCAAAUCGAACGUUUUGUGCUGGCAUACGACGUCAAAGGACCGAAGAAGGAUUAUGUGAGUGAAACAUGGUUCAAUCGGGCGGUACCAGCAUUGGCAUCAGCAUCAGCUCAGGCUUGAGGGUUCCUGAUUGAGACGGUUAGAUUUGACUUGCUUUGUUCAACACAAGUCAUUGUUGUUUCCAUCACCCCUCCACUGAAAGCAUCAUUGGGGAGUCAACUCAACUUCUUCAUGAAGGAUACGUGUGUGUGUAUGUAUCCUAUAAUAGAAGCCGGGCGCCGUGAUUCGGAUCGGCCCGAUUAUUGAAAACGAGACGCCAAUGACCGCCCCGGAAAACUGGUCGUUCUGAUGCGGGGUGCGCAUAACGGUCCACGCAGCUUGGAGCACUGACUGUAGAAAAAGGCCCACAUGUUUCACCCUUGUUUACCUGCGGGAAUUUUAUCACUACACGGUGCUCUUGCCAAGCCAAGCAUCGCGCCUUGGCAUCUAAAUUAAUCGAAAAUCGCGCAGGACUCUCACAGUCAAAAUACAGAGAACAGAAGGCAGAAAGCGUUUGAAGUCCUGUAGCAUGUCAUUGCCGUCGCUCGUAGGAGGCUGCUGAACG